GAGCUAACGGCUGUUUCCACACGUGGAGAACUUUUAAUGAACACGUGAGGGAAGGAGGCAAUGUCUGCGGAAAGUCUACCUCACAACUCUGGCGUCCGACUCCAACCCCCAGGGCGACAGCUAGUUCGAUGUGUUCCUGGGGUGGGGGUGGGGUGGUCUACGCCCCUUUCCAUUAGUGUCCCCGGCCCUCGGCCACAGGUUUUCUGAGAAGCUUUCUCAAGCAGUCCCCGCCCCAGGAGGCGGCCACACAGGCCACUUGCGCCUGCGCCUGCUCCGGGCGCCACACCGCGGGGGCGGAGCCGCCGAGGAAAGGGGCGUCUCUCCCGCCGUCGCGCGCAGGGCGGAGCCGUGGGGGCGGUGCGGCCGGGCGCCCAGAGACCUGACCUUCCCGAACGCCGGGUCCCGUGACGUCACCUCGCCGUGACGCGCACGCUGUAGGAAAACUGAUUAAUUAAAAGGAUUUACUGUAUAUCUUAUGACUCUUUACUGGAGCCUUAGGAGAUAGAUAAAGAUGAAUGCCAUGUCUCAUCCAACACUGAAAAUUUGAAGUUUAGAAGACAUUUACUAAGUCAAAUCACCUCGAGGACAUUGUUAUUCAAGUCAAAAACAUCAUAAUGCAGAAUUUUUUAUCAAUACCACCAAAAGAUCAACAAGGUGAGUCCAACGUCUCUUCUGGAACGAUUCAGAGUGGGAAAGGUUUGCAGAAUAAGAGUCAGUUUAGGACCAUUGCACCAAAAAUCAUGCCCAAAGUCCUGACAUCCAGAGUGCUGCCGUGCCCUUCAUCAUCACUCUCUGAUCAGGUGAAUCCAGGACCCUCCAUCAAUGCCAAGCCUCUGGGGGUGCCCACCCAAAAUUACGCUCUGAUGCAGGUUGCUGGACAGGAGGGGACGUUUUCUCUCGUCGCUCUGCCACAUGUCACCUCCGCUCAGCCAAUCCAGAAACCCAGACUGGCGCUGCCUGAAAAUCUGAAGCUGCCUAUUCCUCGAUACCAACCCCCAAGAAAUAACAAAGGAUCGAGAAAGAAACCCACUCGGAGUUCCUCUGAGAGUGGUGCUGGCAUACCUCCUGCCCAAACCCAAACGUCCCCCUCCCCACCUGACCGUCCCAAACCCCCACACAGACCUGGUCAAUCAGAGCAAGUGCCGUCACUAGACCCAGGCCCGUCCAGCAUCAGCAUGGCGGCACUGACCAACCAUGGUGGCCCCGGAGACUCUCCACCCCCAGGGACCAACGACCAUGGAGAUCUGAACCCUUCUGCCACCCCGAUGGUAUCCACACCAGAAGAGCCCUCAGCCAAGCCGGGCCUUGCAGUGACUCCAGGGAGAGCAACCUUGGUGAGUGAGGAAACCUGCAGUAAACCUUCUCCCAUUGCCAGUGGGAAACGGAGAGAACAAGCUGAUCUUACAAAAGCCAUGACCAUUUUAUCACCAGCUGUUUUCAGCAGUGCAGUUCAGCUGAUCUCUCCAGUCCCCAGAGGUAAACUGCCCAUCCUGCCCUAUGCCAGAGGGAGAACAGCGGAGGUGUGUGGAGGCCAGUCAGACGCGAGCCUCACAGAUGGCUCUGUGCCCGGGCUCAGGGCAGCCUGUGGUAAGGCAUCCUCCAUCCCAGAGGGCUUUACUGCAGCCACCAAGGUGCUUGGCAAGACACCUGCUCCACAGAGCCCCUGUGAAAGUACCUUUUGUGCGGCCACCAGACCAGAUCUCAGCCACAAAGCAAAACUCAGUGGUGGGGCAGCAAAGAGAAGAGUAAGAAAACGAAAGGUACCAGAUGAAAUUUUGUCAUUUCAGGGAAAAAGGAGGAAAUGUGUCCUUAAUAAGUGUAAAGAUAGUAAAGAAAGAGUAAAAGCUGAUCCGCAAGAAUCCAGUGACCAAAAACCAGGGUCUCUGAAGAAAUACCGCAGCAUUAUGCCCAAGCCUGUGAUUGUCGUGUCUGCUUUGGCUCCCCUGGCUUCUCCUGCAGGCGUGUUCCAGCCCCAGACACCAGGCAGCCUCGGGCAGGACAUGUUGUUAAACAGUCCCCUCAGCCCUAAGUAUCCCGGCUGUAGGCAGGAUAGCGGCACCUCCCCGAAACCCAGCUCUGCGCUGAGAAACGGACUCUCGGGCAUUAAGAAACCGUGGCACAGGUGUCACAUCUGUAACCACCACUUCCAGUUCAAACAGCACCUUCGUGACCACAUGAACACACACACUAACAGACGGCCUUACAGCUGCCGAGUCUGCCGCAAGGCCUAUGUACGUCCGGGCAGCCUGAGCGCACACAUGAAACUCCAUCACGCGGAGAACCGUCUGAAGAAACUCGUGUGCUGUGAGUUUUGUGCGAAAGUGUUUGGCCACGUCAGGGUCUACUUCGGCCACCUAAAAGAAGUGCACCGGGUUGUCAUCAGCACGGAGCCUUCCCCCGGCGAAAGGCAGCCGGGAGACGUGUCAAAGAACAGAGGCCUGACCGCUCGAGGGACCGAGGGACCCGUGGAGAGGGAAAACAAGUCAAGCCUAGAAGAAGACCUCCUCCUAACCCAGGCGGACGAAGUCAAAUUACAAAUCAAAUGUGGCCGUUGUCAGAUCACUGCCCAGUCUUUUGCUGAAAUCAAGUUUCAUUUACUUUACGUUCACGGAGAGGAAAUUCAGGGCCGGCUGCAAGAGGAGAUCUUACCGGGAAGCACAGGAGCUCAGGAAGAACUGGUGAAACACACUGCUCCUUUCAGGAAACAACAUCCUGAGAGAAGGAGGCUACUCAAGCGUGCUCCCCCUGAUGAGGACUUAAAUGCAUUUCCUAAGCUGAAAAGGCAGCUGUGCCUUCAUCAUCACACUGAUGUGGACAGGUUCAGGAAAAUGGAGGGAGCCCAAGCGGGACCCAGGGAGCCGCUGCCGGGGGUGGUCCCCCGGGGCUCUGCGAGUCCCAGCCCCCACACCCUCCUCUUUGGGGCCCGUUCAGGCUUUAACUGUGUCCUUUGUGCACAGACGAUGGCCAGGAAGGAAGAAGUCCUCCAGCACUGGGAACAAGAGCACAACUGUGAGGACCCUCCCAAGCUGUGGACGAUUUUAAAUGCAUUCUCUAGCCAGGGGGUGACCGGACCUCCCGGGGAGACUGAGAAAUGAAAUCUUGGGGGUGGGGGUAAAGAGAAUGCUGCUUGCUUGCUCUCUGUUUCUCUCAAAGCCCUGCAUUUUUAUGGUGGUGCUUAAUUAUAAAAGUCAGACAAAUUAGGAUCAGCAUUAAUGAGCACAAGUGAUUUUUGUACAUAGUUUUAUUUUCUUACAAAAUAUACAUAUAUAUAUAUAUAUAUAUAUGCCUUUCGUGUAUAUUUUUCUAACCAUAUGCAGUUUUACUUUAAAAGUCUGUGUACUAACCAUUAAUGUCUUAGACUUUGAGAAUAAAGAAAAAGACCAAAAUUUGGCAAUUGAAAUGUAAAAAAUUAUAUAGGCUGUUCUUCAAGUACAGUGUUCAGCGUGUUUGAGCGUGCGCAUAUAUCAUUUUGUUCAGCUGUUUGCUGUUUAAGUAGACGGACAAAUGUGAGCCAGGCCAGUCUCAGCCACACGUAUGGUGUUGAUAUUUAUCAAAUUCUCUGGUGUAUUUGAAUAGGCUGUAGAGCAGUACAUUUAAUAAGGUUCUCAUCUACCAUAAUUUAAAAUUCCAUGUUUCCUGGAUUUUUUCCAAUAUUUUUGCCAUUUUCUUAAAUGUACGUUGCCUUGAAGAUUAGAUGUUGGUAAGUCUUACAGCUGUAGUGUUCCAUAUCAAAGUAAUCAAGCAUUUUUUAGUACUUCAGCUAAUAAAAAACCACUUUUUGGUUAAAAGUUCUUCUCAAAUAGUCUUUCGGGCCAGGAAAUUUACAACCUGGAAAGUGUGCUAGACAGUUCAGCCCAGAUGGGCUAGGUGUCUGAACCGCUUGCCCUCCCUCCCAAGGAGCUUCACAGGGUCAUCGCUAGCUGAUCAAUUUUCGAUGUAACUGUGCCUUUCAAGCCCAGGGUUCUCUUUGAAAGCCAAGAGUAAAUGAUUGCCUCUUAAAUUCCUGGGAACCAGAAAAGUUGCCACUUGGAGCUCCUGGACAUCCUGGCUGCAAAAUCAUUUUCUUAGAAUGGGGGAGUUUAAGCAGUCGUCCAGCUGAGGUUCCAGCCUCUGGGUGAAAGUACUGUGCAUGUGGCCGUCUGCCUGAAGCACGGCCCAGGCGUCGUCACAACAUGUUUCUGUGCUACAGGAAGUUGCCGAACCAGGAAGAACUGAAUUCGAAUUGAUAAGCUAGUGGUUUUUAAGUCAUCUUUUUUUUUUUUAAUGUCUUAUUUUAAAAGAAAGUGUUCAUUAGCACGAUUUGGCUCAAAUUUUCCAGAAAGUCAGUUCUUGACUUUUUGCAAAUAGUUUUAUAAAUUUGAGACUAUGAGGGUAGGCAUGGAAAUCUCUGAAAGAUUUUGCUGCCGUGGUGUGUCAAUCAUCGUGCUUUACCCAGUUUGAAAGAGAUCAUAUCAGACCUUCACUGUUUGAUAUUUUUAGAACCAGGUUAGUAAUGAAACCACUUUACCAUUCAGUGCAGCACCUUUUGGGAAGAUUGGUCUGAAGGCCUAAAAGUGAGAUCAACCAAGAAUACUACUUGAAUUCAAACCAUGAAACUUGAAUUCAAACUAUAAAAUAAUUCGUAGACUACUCAGUCCUCAGAUACUAAGCAGUAUUUCUGAAAUACUAGCCAGUCGGCCAAGGCAGAGGAGGGGGUCUGGAGUAUGUACAGAGGCAGAGUUGUGGGGGAGAGUGCCCCCACACAGCAAGUAAAGGAAACUCUGAAGUCCACCAGGUUGUGGAGACACCUGCCUACAGCCAGUGUUUUGCCUACAGCAAAACACGGAGGGUAUAGACAGCCUGUAAAAAGUAGAGACUUAUGAAUGGGGCACGGGCCCAGGUAGGAGGGUGUGUGACUGGCUCAUGAUUAGGUGCCCUGACUGGAUCCCCUUCUCAUCAGGGCCCUAUACCAUAGGUUUGGGGCAGGGGGCAGGGGGGGUCAGCACUCAUCUUUAAGAAGGCUCUUAUUAUGAGAAAAGGCGAUGUGCAGUGCAGAGGGCCUCACUGGAUGCCUAUGUGUGUGGGUUCAUUCGGAAUAGAAUGUUCUAGUUCUCAGCUUCUAGAAGCACUCCCCUGCAUUACCGUGGGAAGGGUCCUGCUGCCACCCAAGAUAAGGGGCUUCUGGCCCUUUAAGAGUGCUUCUUCAGCUGGAGUGGCACGGAGAGGGACUCCUACUGGGGAGCAGGAAGGAAAGAGAGGGUGAUUCAGCUAAAGAGGCUCUGGGAACAGCUCAGAUUGAUAAGCCAGUGGGUCUUCAUUGAUGAGCCUUCCUUGGACACAGACAUGUUGUUGGUGUGGUCCCAACCUACAUCCUUGACCCACAGGCAGUGAGGUGUAGAAACGUGCUGCUCCGUGUGACCCUCAGAGCAUUACCUGUCCAGGACUCCAUUCCCUCGUGUGUGCACAGUGAGUGAUGCUCCUGCCUUGGGCCUCACAGUAACCGGGGGCUGAUAUUUAUCAUGCUUCUGGCCAGCCUUGGAGAAGAGGUGUAUUAGACCAUAGAAAGACCAUUUAAAAUGGCUCAGGUAGGCUCUUCCUGUAAGCGGCCUGAGGUGAUCUCUGAAAAUGGUCCGCCAUUCACUGGACCCAGAAAACCCUACAAAAUCAUGCAAAUGAAGAGAUUCAAAUCUUCAUGUUCACUUUAUACGCAUGUAUCCAAGGUCACAUGACAGUACCUGAAAGUACCUGUGAAAGAUGUCACUUUGCAGAAGCAAUGUGUGCCAUUCCGUCGCUACCAUGGUGUAUUUGGUAGUUGUGCCCAGGGCAAACAGUGGGGCUGGACACAGGGUCAGUGGCCCAAAACGUGCUGAGUUUUUACUGCAGAUGCUUUAAAACCGCAGAGUAAUGCUGAACUUAAGGGUUUAGAUGUAGAGUCUCUGGUCAUUGAGCUCAUCCAGGUGAACAAAGCCCCCCCAAGAUGUAGUGGAGAAUUUACAGGGUUCAUGGUGGGAUUAACUCAUACAUGAGCUCUCCCUGCCACGCUGAGAUGAUCCUUACUGAAAAAGAACAGAGUAUUCCUAAACCAGAAGAGGAGGUUGCAAAAAAAAAGAAAAGAAAAAAAAAAAAAAAAAAAAGGUUUUGCUCAGAAGAAAAAGACUUCCUGGAAGAAACUGAAGAAACAAAAACCUAUGGCCUGGGAGUAAAUUCUGCAUAAAAUAAAUGCAAAUAAAAGUAAAAAAAAAAAAAAAAAUACAAUUUUAAAAAUAAAGCAGCUCACGUAGGUCUCAAGUCCAGAAUUCAAAAAUGAAAACUCUACUGAGAACCAUAGAAAUUUUCAUCUUUGCAUAAAAAGUGUAUUUUAAUUUUUCAGUUAUCACAGUAGGAUCUGGAGUACAUGGAGGCUGCCAAGUGUUUCUUCAUACAGAAAGUGGCAUUCAGUUAUUUCCAUUCUGGGCUCUACUUUGGCCCUCAUGUUCCUCCCUGAGGCUGCCCCUUCCCGGCCUGGAUCUGGCCAGCACCGCAGUGCUCACCCCCGGGUCUUGAACUUGACAGUGGACUUGUCCACUUCCCACACUAGACCAUAAGCCUCUGGAGGGCAGGGAUUGUGUCUUUGCUCAGCACGCAGCCCCAGAGGGUCCAGUACCUGAUAUGGAAUAAUGUACAAUAAACAUUUGUUGAAAAAAUGGAUAUAUUAGCUAAAUACAAAUGGAAUUGGCACUUCCCUUUUUACGAAUAAAGCCAGCUUCAGGAGUAACCAAACUUACAGCUAGGAAGGCAUAGAGGCAAAUUUGGUCUUAAAUUCAGCAUACUCAUUUUGCUUAAUGUCUUUUGCUUCUUGGAAAAUUGUCCCAGAGCCAGCAAAACGGGACUUUUUUCUUUUCUCUUGGCCCUAAAUUAUUUCUGAAAGUUACAGCAUUUUAGAUUUGUAUUGUUUUAUUAGCUGUCAUUUUUAUUCAUGUCCCCUUUUGUUACUCUCUCUUUCUCUGGACCUCUUCCUGGUUUAGCUUGACUAUUCCUCCGUUAAGCUGUUCCUCAUAUGGAAAGUUGUCUCUUCAUCAGCACGCCAUAAAUAAUCAAACCUGGGCGCGUUCCAUUACCUUCUCUGGCUCCACACUCCUGCCUCCCAGCUGCACGGCUCCAGUUUUCCGUGGCCCCAGUGACAUGAUUGUUGGCAAUAAAUGCUCAACUUCAUUUAUUUAUUAGAAUUCUCGGAUCUGGACUGGUUUGCUCCAUUCAAGCUGCUGACAUGCUUUGUUAGAUACAUAUUUUAUGGAGUCUCCUCCUUUCACUGAGCUCCUGAGAAACAAUGCCCCGGUAGAGAUGAACUGGGAUUUAACAGAACAGGCUUUUAGCUUCAACUUUAUACAGACUUCCCUGACAUUAGACAAUCAGCAGCUUAUCUAGGCUUGUGGUGCAAUCCAAUAUAUAUUUUAACUAUAUCCAUCUCUUCGAGAAUGUUCCUUUUGAGGUGAAAUGUUUAUUGUAUCUCCUGUUUGGUCAUGGUCAUGGUUAUCACCAUAAUAAAACUAUAGCCACAGUUUUGCAAGCAUA
This is a messenger RNA of Neofelis nebulosa (Clouded leopard), 7530 nucleotides long. RefSeq names its product zinc finger protein 438 (gene ZNF438). The record is from RefSeq and is a predicted model, not a curated record. The transcript is spliced from 6 exons. Lineage: Eukaryota; Metazoa; Chordata; Mammalia; Carnivora; Felidae. Gene Ontology annotation, molecular function: sequence-specific DNA binding; DNA-binding transcription factor activity, RNA polymerase II-specific. Bases 615 to 3095 code for a protein of 826 amino acids. Gene Ontology annotation, cellular component: nucleus. Gene Ontology annotation, biological process: regulation of transcription by RNA polymerase II.